AUGCAGCAAAUGCUGCGCAGCUCCGAUCGCAGCAGCAGCCGCAGCAAUGCACUGAAGGAGGACUGCGUGUAUGUGCUGCUGCUGCUGCUGCUGCUGCUGCUGCUGCUGCUGUUGAGUGUGCAGCAGCAGCAGCAGGAGUGGCAGCUGUCUUUGCUGCUGUAUCUUCCUGCGCAGCAGGACUACCACCACCACCACCACCACCAGCAGCAGCAGCAGCAGGAGCAGCAGCAGCAGCAGCAGGGGGGGGCCUCCCCUUGCAGCAAGCAAGACAAGAACAACCACAAGACAAAGCCUGCUCGUCACGCAGCUGUACAUACACCCCAACCAGCAGCAGCAGCAGCAGCAGCAGCAGCAGCAGUAGCAGCAGCGGCAGCAGCAGCAGCGGCAGCAGCAGCAGCAGCGGCAGCAGCGGCAGCAGCAGCAGCGGCAGCAGCAGCGGCGGCAGCAGGAGACAGAGAAAAGGAGAUACACAAAAAAGAAGACAACGAGACAGACACAGGAUGCGACAGAUGGAGACAAGAGGAGACAGAAGAGGAGACAGAGGGGGAGAGAGAAGGAGACAGAGGGGGAGAGAGGAGACAGAAGGAGACAGAAGAAAACAGAAGGAGACAGGAGGAGAGAGAAGAAGAGACAGAAGGAGACAGAAGGUGGAGACAGAAGGAGACAGAAGGAGACAGAAGAAGAGACAGAAGAAGGAGACAGAAGAAGAGACAGAAAAGGAGACAGAAGAAGAGACAGAAGAAGGAGACAAAAGGAGACAAAAGGAGACAAAAGGAGACAGAAGAGGAGACAAAAGGAGACAGAAGAGGAGAAAAAAAGGAGACAGAAGAAGGAGACAGAAGAAGAGACAGAAGAAGGAGACAAAAGGAGACAAAAGGAGACAGAAGAGGAGAAGAAAGGAGACAGAAGAGGAGAAGAAAGGAGACAGUGCAUGUCACGCAGCUGUACAUACACCCCAACCAGCAGCAGCAGCAGCAGCAGCAGCAGCAGCAGCAGCAGCAGCAGCAUCAGCAGCGGCAGCAGCAGCAGCGGCAGCAGCGGCAGCAGGAGACAGAGAAAAGGAGACACACGAUAAGAGCCAGAAAAAAGAAGACACGGGGGCAGACACAGGAGGAGACAGAUGGAGACAGAAGAGGAGACAGAAGAGGAGACAGCAGAGGAGACAGAAGGAAACAGAAGGAGACAGGAGACAGAAGAGGAGACAGAAGGGAACAAGAGAAAAAAGGAGACAGAAGGGGGGACCGAAGGAGACAGAAGGAGGCAGAAGAGGAGACAGAAGGAGACAGAAAAAGAGAGAGAGGGAGACAGAAGGAGACAGAAGAGGAGACAGAAGAAGGAGACAGGAGAAAAAAGGAGACAGUGUAUGUGUACUCUAUGAGUUGUUUUCUGGCUUCUAGCUGCUGCAGUAUAUGUUCCCUGGUGUUGACUCUGAGGUGUCUAGACAGCUGA
Eimeria mitis is the source of this 1449-nucleotide messenger RNA. RefSeq lists its product as uncharacterized. Lineage: Eukaryota; Apicomplexa; Conoidasida; Eucoccidiorida; Eimeriidae. The coding region runs from base 1 to 1449 and encodes 482 amino acids. The record is from RefSeq and is a predicted model, not a curated record. The transcript is spliced from 5 exons.